Messenger RNA from Malurus melanocephalus (red-backed fairy wren), 1689 nucleotides. RefSeq names its product ninjurin 2 (gene NINJ2). NCBI's taxonomy places the organism in Eukaryota, Metazoa, Chordata, Aves, Passeriformes, Maluridae. Bases 140 to 544 code for a protein of 134 amino acids. The record is from RefSeq and is a predicted model, not a curated record. Gene Ontology annotation, cellular component: membrane. Gene Ontology annotation, biological process: cell adhesion; tissue regeneration. The transcript is spliced from 4 exons.
GAUGAAAGGAUGCUGGAACUAGAUGGUUAAAUCAUUUCAUCCUCAAGACACAGUAAACAUUCCCAUUGGAAUGAYCUACUCCUUCUGGGUCCUCAGUGUCAAGACGCAACAGGACGGUGACUGAAAACUCGUUCUAAAGAUGAUUGUGGGCGUGAAUCCUCACCUCCGGAUCAACGGACCGAUGAACAUCAACCACUACGCGACCAAGAAGAGCGUGGCAGAGAGCAUGCUGGAUGUGGCKCUCUUCAUGGCCAACGUCACCCAGCUCAAGGCUGUGCUGGAGCAAGGCACAUCCUUCCAGUACUAUGCCACCCUCAUUGUGCUCAUCAGCAUCUCCCUGUUCUUCCAGGUGUUGAUUGGGAUUCUCCUUAUCAUCACUGCUCGUUUGAACCUGAAUGAUAUUGCAAAGCAACCCCGCCUGAAUAUACUCAACAACGCUGCCACAGCUCUCAUCUUCAUCACAGUCAUCCUCAACAUCUUCAUCACAGCCUUUGGGGUGCAGAAGACUGGCCUCUACCCUAACAGGAAUUUUGGACCUUAUUAAUUCAUGGGGCAAUGGACUCAGGAUCUGAGCAGCGCAGCUGAAAGGGAAAGCUCUCCUCCACGUUUCCACUGACGUCAGCAGGAGCCCAUCCACGAAUCCAGAAAACUGGGUUAAACUUCAGAACUCUGUGUCACAGUAUCCUGGCCCCUUACUGUAAUGCUUUUGCAGUUCUGAGGGGUGGGAACAUUGCCUUUCCAAGCUARAGCAAACUUUGCAAGAGAAAAGUGCAGGAACAGCAGCAGUGCACACUUUAAAAGUGCAAUUCUGUAAAUUCUUUUCUUAUUUUAGCUGCCUGCUUCACAUAUUCAAUAUUGGCUCAUUUGGUAGAGAAGACUGAAUGAUUUACUUUGUAGGCUAAGUAAGUAAGUCCAGCUUUUUUUUUUUGAUUUUUUGUCUCAAACAUAAGUUGAUGCAUCUAAAGCAAUUCUAUCUAAUAGUUUACCUCCCAAACGUUGGAAUGGAAUUCUCAAACUAAAAAAUAAGCUUUCCUGGGAGGAUAGAGCAGCAURUAUACAUGAAGACAGCUAGAAUCAGUUCAAAUAUUUUCCUAGUUGUUUAAACUUAAAUGUGACAUGUUUAAGAAAACAAUCAGGUAUUUCCAGCAUUGGAAUAUUAACAAAGACAGAAAAUAGUUAUUGUGAUCUGAUGUCAUCAUCAGGGACCUAUCAGGAAUGAUGUCAGAAUAGCCUGACAAUAUUUAGUAGAAAAUGAAGAAACAUUAUACACAAGGAGACAGUCUAUGCUUAUUGCCACAAUGAAAAAUUGUUGAAAAGUUGCAUAAUGUAUUACUUUAUUAAAAAAUUACCAUUAUCAUUUAAAGUCUUAUCACUAAUAUAAAUUUUUAAAUGUAUUUGGUUUAUAUUGACAGCUCUGGGAAUUCUCUUGUAUUACAACAAUUUGUUUCCUUAAAAAAAUACCUUUGAAUUAAUGAGUUUCCAGAUUUGUAUGAAAGAGUAAAGAUCUUUGAUCCUAAAUUUUUUAACUUUAYAGUCAUGAUAAAAAAUGGUAUUUUAAUAGCACUAUGUAAACCUAUUUAAAUAAUUAUAUGUUCUUUUGAUUAUUAAGUGAUUUUUUUCCAUUCUACUGCCAGAAUCAGAGUUUAGUAUGGACUUUUCAUUUUGUCUAUCCUUGUCACCCCGUUGAGA